CGUCUUCUCUUUCCCAAACCCACUGCAUCUCGGAACAGCUUCCACUGCUCCGCCCCCCGCCUCCCCCUCUCCACACUCCGAUCUCCGCACCCCCGACCCGGCAGCCAUGGAUCCGGCGCCGCAGACCCACCCGAUCCUCUCCUACGUGCUCUCCCGCAUCCCCACCCUCUCCAAGCCCAAGCCCGCCGCCUCUGAGUUCGACAUCGAGCAGCCGCCCACGCACACCCCGUCCCCGCGGACCCCGUCCACCGCGGGGGAGUUCGAGCUCGUCGAGCGCAUGCCGGGCCUGCGCCACCCGUCCGUGCUCCGCGCCAUGACCCGCGCCGUCGCCGACGUCUCCGCCGCGCGCUCCGCGCUCCAGGUGCUCGGCCCGCGGCCCGACCACGAGCUCGUCGACUCGUCCCGCGCCAUCGUGGCGGCCGCCGAGGCCGGGGACUCGCGGAUCCCCGAGGGCGACGUCGAGGCGUGCCGCGCGGUGGUGCGGCUCGAGGAGACGCACGACGCCUACGAGGCCCUGCUGCAGGAGGCCGAGGCCAGGCUCGAGAGGGUGUACCGGUCCGCGAUGGAGGGGACGGACGUGGAUGACGAGGCGGCGGAGGGCGGGAAGGACGACGGACCCGCGGCGGGCGCUGAGGGCGGGGACGCCGCGGUGCAGGAGGAGGUGGUGGCAGUGCUCAAGCAGGCCGAGGAGGGCAAGCCGGUGGAGAGCGUACGCCUCGUGGAUCGCCAGCUGCGCCAGCUCCCUGAGGCGUUCGGGAGGAUCCAGGGGCUUCGCGUUCUCGACGUCUCGCGCAACCAGCUUGAGGUUAUUCCUGAUGCUAUAGGAGGACUUGAUCAUCUUGAAGAGCUUCGUCUUGCUGCCAAUUCUUUGAUUUCUCUUCCGGAUACCAUUGGACUGUUAUCCAAUUUGAAGAUUAUGAAUGUGUCAAGUAAUAGGCUCAGGGCAUUGCCAGAUAGCAUCUCCAAGUGUAGGUCACUGGUUGAGCUUGAUGCGAGCUACAAUGGGCUCACGUACCUGCCAACGAAUAUUGGCUAUGAGAUGGUCAAUCUGCAGAAACUCUGGGUCCACAUGAACAAGUUGCGAUCUCUUCCAUCAUCUAUCUGUGAGAUGACAUCGCUCUACCUCUUGGAUGCCCAUUUCAAUGAACUAUGUGGUCUGCCAUCUGCCUUUGGGAAACUUAGCAGUCUUGAAAUUCUCAACCUUAGCAGCAACUUUAGUGAUUUGAAGGAGCUCCCCGCUUCAUUUGGUGACUUGUUGAAUCUGCGUGAGCUUGACCUGAGCAAUAACCAGAUCCAUGCUCUUCCUGACACUUUUGGUCGUCUGGAUAAAUUGGAGAAGGUUAACUUAGAGCAGAACCCCCUGGUGAUGCCACCGAUGGAUAUUGUGAACAAGGGUGUUGACGCGGUGAAAGAGUUUAUGUCAAAGAGGUGGUUGGACAUCUUGCUCGAGGAAGAACAGAGGCGCAUCGCGGCGGAGAUCCCACAAGCAUCAUCAACUCCCAAGGCUUGGUUGGCACGCAGUGUCUCCUGGGUCACAGAUGUUUCUGGGAGCCUCGUAGGGUACCUUAGUGGGAAUGAGAAGUCAGAAAAGGAUGCAUAUCUGGACCAGCAGUUCUGAUUCCCGAGAGUAGACCUCAAUUGCCUAGUGUGUGCGUGUGCGUGUGCGCCUCAUGUACAGACAAUUAUAGUUUUAUCAAACCUUGACUAGGAAUCAUUUUGUGUUCCUGGUGAGUCAGGUCAUAUAAUCUUUACUGUGGUCUUACUCCAUUGAAUAAAUAGUCUGGAAACUAAUAGGACUUGAGAGUACACUCAAGAUAGCUAUUGUGAAGAGAUAAACUUGUAUUGAUUUUGUUCGAUUUCUGCUGUGAA
Molecule: messenger RNA, 1869 nt
Organism: Panicum hallii
Lineage: Eukaryota; Viridiplantae; Streptophyta; Magnoliopsida; Poales; Poaceae
Product: plant intracellular Ras-group-related LRR protein 3-like
Exons: 3
Coding region: 107-1618 (503 amino acids)
Molecular function (GO): protein binding
Source: RefSeq, a predicted model, not a curated record